UUCAAAGCGCCUACGCCCUAGUUGAGCUAUCGCUGGUUCUGUGAAAGUACUUUGAGUGCGGAUAUGUUUAUGAUUGCAUUGCAAUCUAAAGACAUCCUAAUUCCGAGAGGUUCUUCGUAAAGUACAUUGAUGCCAAUAUGAAAUUGGUACUAAAAGCGGGUAUUGUAGGGUACAAUUUUCGAGAUCCAGAACCUAUCUUUGAGGAGAGCAUACCGAUCGAAGAUCUGCAUCUUGGAGGAAAUUCAAGCUAAUUAUGGUUAUCCGCAAAUUGGACCGCUCCUGUAGCAAUCUCUGCCAGAUGCAGAUCGCAGUGAAUUUUCAAAGUCUUUCCAAUCCGCCGAUGGCCCAAAGAAAGGAAAGCGUGCCGCUAAUUCACCUCCCCAAACUUCCCAACAUCCGAUGGAACCGCAAUAUUCUUGCGCUCGGCGAACUCUUUCCAAUCAUAAAUGGGCUGAUUCCAAGUCUGCGAUGUGACCAUUACCUCCCCCCUCACACGACUCUUGCCAAACGGUCUCCUCUUGGAUUAGACCGCCGUGAGUACAUUGCCUCCGUCGCCUCGCACGCAAGUCUCAAGGCAGCUGGCAAACCAGGGCGGGACGCUGGGGAUUUGGCAAUUUCUGAUAGCAAGGGCAGGCCGGAGAGAAGCGAGAGGCUCAAGAGCAAACGUGCACUUUUCUACACCUCCAGUGUCGUGAUACUCCUCACCAUCCGAGUCAUAGUAAACCAUCUCUCCUUAUAGGCGUAGGGUGCGGAUUUCCCUCUAUAUUAGUCUCAGACUAGACGUUGGUGUUUUUGCCCAUUAGGUCACAGUUGCUUGUCAAGUCGAAUUCUGAACAGGAAA
Molecule: messenger RNA, 841 nt
Organism: Cucurbitaria berberidis CBS 394.84
Lineage: Eukaryota; Fungi; Ascomycota; Dothideomycetes; Pleosporales; Cucurbitariaceae
Exons: 1
Coding region: 254-739 (161 amino acids)
Source: RefSeq, a predicted model, not a curated record